AUUUUUUUGUGCAUCAGCAUCACUGGGUCAGCUGGAUGCAGAUAUAACCGGAAGGAUGCUGCGGUUGGGGGGGAAGUCGUGCGGAUUCUGUGGUUUGACGAGCCCGAGUUUCUUUUCUUCGUCUUUCGCUUUGUGUUAAAUAACCUCAUAACCGCAAUGUUCCCAUCCUGUUGCUCCAAAUCCGCAGACAGCGGAGGGAAGAAGAGCUCCGUCGCCAAGCUGCUGCUCGGAGUCUUCGUGGUGUAUAUGCUGCACACCGCCUGGCUGCUGUACGGCUUCCUCAACACCAAACCUUGCGAUGGAGGCAGGGGAGAUCCCUGCAUCACUUCCUACCUGGCAGCUAAACCCAGACUGCAGAUGAGUGUCUAUACCUGCCUUGUCCCAGAUAACAGCCAGCUCACCCUCGCUGUGAGAGUAGAUCCCUUUGACCCUCAUUCUGCAUUUGAGAGACAGGUGAGCAUCUCUCUGCCAGAGGAGACUCGGAAUAAUGGCUCUCUCUAUGCGGUUGUUUAUGUUCACAAAGCUGGUGUUUCACCCCUGGAGGACAAAACAGAGGUCCACUACACUGCUCAUCUUACCACAUAUGUAACUGCUCCACACACAGAACGACAGAAGAGCACAAUGAAGAAGCCUGGAUCUGAGAGUCCUGUGUCGCAUUGGAGACCGCACCUGUCCGUCACUGUGAUGUCAGAGGAGUUCAGCUUCAGCAAGGCGGGGCUUCCCAGUGACGUGCGCCGCUACAUGAGGGUCUCCCAGGAGGGCAGACAAAUGAUGUAUUUGCCUCUGCUGCUGGUCAAUGAGCUCAGCUGCAGAGUCAAAGAUCUCAUGGAGGUCAACAGCAGCAGCAUGCAGCUCCCACUGACCGUGUCCUAUGAAGGAAUCUCUCUGACAACUUUCAGGUUUUGGAUCCAUCUGCAUGAUAUAGUUUAUUCCCUCCGACAGUUUGGCUUCACUGAGGAGAAUAUUGAUGAGAUUAAAGAGACUCUAAUAGGAUCCAACCUUUACCUAUUAGUGCUGACCGCACUGGUCACAUCUUUACAACUCAUUUGUGACUUUCUGGCUCUGAAAAACGACAUAAGUUCAUGGAGGAAAAAGAAGAGCAUGGUGGGAAUGUCGAGGAAGUCAGUUCUAUGGCGUUGUCUCGGCACUUUGCUGAUUUUUCUCCAUCUGCUGGAGGAGACCAGUCUGCUGGUGCUUCUUCCUGUCGGGCUGGGAGCAUGUGUAGAGGUGUGGAAGGUGUUUAAAGUGUUUAAAAUUCAGCCAAGCAAGAGGUUUCAUACAAACAAGCUCGAUGAAGAGGAGCGAAAGACGGUGGAGUACGACACGCAGGCCUCCAGAUACUUGUCCUACUUGGUGUAUCCUCUGUGCAUCAGCGGAGCUGUUUUCUCUUUGGGCUACUUGCGCCAAAAGAAUUACUAUUCCUGGCUGGUCAACACCCUGGUUACUGGAGUGUUUGCACUUGGCUUCUUAUUUAUGGCUCCUCAGCUCUUCAUCAACCACAAGUUGCAGUCUGUGAGCCACCUGCAGGGGGCAGUGUUGAUGUACAGAGGAGUGAACACACUCAUUUCUGAUCUGUGCUCCUGCGCCUCCUUCUUCUCGUCUUCUGUUCCUUUCACCUCCUCACAUCAGCUGUCCUGCUUCAGAGAUGAACUCGUCUUCCUCCUUUAUCUCUACCAGAGAAGACAUUAUGCUUCAAUACCAAAAAGAAGAGAGAGUAUCUCUAAGAAAGUCAAGACCCAGUGAGUAGAAGACAAACUGAUGUACUGAAGAGCCAAUGGACAGUACCGCAGACGGCUCAUCUCUGUAUAACAGAGACUGAUCCACCUCAAAGACUGGAACAAGGCAGGAACCUUCAUCUCGUGUGCUGGUGUGGUGACGGACUGAUCUGAGACCAGCUGUUCUGCUUCAGAAUCUCCACUGCUGUAUUUGCACAGCUAAUGCUUUUGGUUUGCCUCUAAUUAAACUUUCAUUUUACUGCUGCAGGGAGGGAGCACAAUCAUCUAGGAAAGGUUUAAUCUUUGGUUGAUUCUCAGUUUCAGCAUUAGUAUGUACUUUAUUUGGCUGUGGUGUUGAAACAGAUCAAGCAUUAAUUAAAUAAUCACCUUUAAUUUCUGACUUCAAUAAAAAUCGAAAGGCCCAUAAACCAAUCUCCCUUUAAAUGUUUAUUUAAGGUGCAGUGAAAAGUUAUAUUCUUUACUAUUUUAAAGUUUGGAUCAGUAGAAUAUGUACAUGCCCAUGCCAGCAUUCAUCUGAAGCCAUAAACACCAAUAGAACCACAAGAGCAAAUGGGAAACAUUUUAGGUUUACCUAAAGGCAGCGGCUGAUCCACAGUAAAACUAGAAAGCUACUCAGAGAGAGGAGACCUCCGCCAAGGCCACUGGAUGUCAGCUGCUGACAGGGUGAGGAACCAUGUCCAGGUCAUCCCAAAAUCCAAUCAUAUGCACCUUGUCUGGAAAUUUGAUGAAAAUCCAAUCAUAUAUUUUUGAGUUAUUUUGCAAACAGGCAAGCAAGAAAACAGACCGACCAGCAGUAACAAAAACAUUUCCUCCUUGGUGGAGGUAAUAAAGUUCUGUCAGCCUUGAUGUUACCUGGUAGCAAAUGAUCAUGUCUGUAUUAGAAGGGUCUAUAAUAUAUAUUAUAAGGCUCUCAUAAAUAAUUUUAGACUAAGCUUUAGAAGUUGCGGGCUACGGUGGGAGUUUUUAUAUCAUAUACUGCAGAUUAGAAAUAAAAAAUGUUACACAGAAAGAUGCUUUCCAGCCAACUUCAACUUCAUAUCAUGCAUUUCCCACUUUACAGAGUAAAGUAGGAAAUUUUGUUAGCUAUUUUUUGUCUUUUUAAACUUCAAAAAGAACUGAGGUAUUAAUGCUUAUUUAUAUUCAGACGAAGAAAGUAAAAAAAUCAACAGACCUUAUUUGUCCUUUUUGCUCUUGUUGGCAGUUGCAAAUGUCUAUCUCUCAUUUGUGGUUGGAUAGUUACAAGCCUGAGUAAACAGGCCGAACAGUGUAAUCAGCAGGUCUGAAGAUUGGUCUCUGAAAAGUUUAUCAAAUCACAAAGGCAACGGAAAAACCCAUGUUUUAUUCAGCUGAUUCCAGGAGGUGGAAUUAAAGUGUGAUUUGGAUGUAACCUUCAGGUACGUUGCAACAACCUCAGCCAAAUGUAUUAUUUAGUCUAUUUAUAGGUGUGAUGUUUCAGUAUGUAAUUUAUCUUCCUUCACACAGCAUCAUCAUCAGUCUUGUUUAAAUUAACGUUUGCAUGGUCACUACUACAUUAUCAGCCUAAAGGGUUGCCCCAUGGGAAAAAAAAUCAAUAAAGAAACCAUGAACAAUAUCGCACAUUUUAAAGUAAAAUGGUGUUAAUCAGAUCCUUUUCUAACUUCUUGUAAUACCAAGCUGUGCUACAGUGCUAACUCUAGCUUGCAUGUAAACAAGAACAAGUGCAGAUUUGGUUUCAACUGUGCUAUUUCUUUACAUUCUGUCUAAUAAAAUAGUGCUACAACUAA
Girardinichthys multiradiatus is the source of this 3499-nucleotide messenger RNA. Its product is annotated as cleft lip and palate transmembrane protein 1-like protein. The transcript is spliced from 17 exons. Gene Ontology annotation, cellular component: membrane; endomembrane system. NCBI's taxonomy places the organism in Eukaryota, Metazoa, Chordata, Actinopteri, Cyprinodontiformes, Goodeidae. Bases 157 to 1743 code for a protein of 528 amino acids. The record is from RefSeq and is a predicted model, not a curated record.